GCACCGGGGCCGGGAAGAUGGCGGCGUCGGUGUCCACGGCGUCCGGCGCGCAGCUCUCGAGCACCGUGGCCGAGCCAGCGAGGGCGAACGGAAGCAUGGUUCGCCAGGCCGCGUCCCCUUACGUGGUGUACCCGCCCGAUAAGCCUUUCCUUAACAGUGACCUGCGGCGCUCCCCGAGUAAGCCCACGUUCGCCUACCCCGAGAGCAACAGCAGAGCCAUAUUUUCUGCUCUGAAGAAUCUUCAAGAUAAGAUUCGACGCUUGGAACUUGAGAGGAUUCAGGCAGAAGAGAGUGUGAAAACCCUGUCCAGGGAAACGAUCGAAUAUAAGAAAGUACUGGAUGAGCAGAUACAAGAAAGGGAGAAUUCAAAGAAUGAGGAAUCCAAGCACAAUCAAGAACUGACGUCUCAGUUAUUGGCGGCAGAGAAUAAAUGCAAUCUUUUAGAGAAACAGCUGGAAUAUAUGCGAAACAUGAUAAAGCAUGCAGAAAUGGAGCGGACGUCCGUCCUGGAGAAACAGGUUUCCUUAGAGAGAGAACGACAACACGACCAAACGCAUGUUCAGAGCCAACUGGAAAAACUGGACCUUCUCGAGCAGGAGUAUAACAAGCUGACGGCAAUGCAGGCCCUCGCGGAAAAAAAAAUGCGCGAGUUGGAAGGCAAGCUCCGCGAGGAAGAGCGGGAGAGGAAGCGCAUGCAGGCCACGGCGGCCCAGUUGCAGACCGGCCUGGAAGCCAAUAGGCUCAUCUUUGAAGACAAGGCCACUCCGUGUGUCCACAGUGCAAGAAGAAUUAAAAAAAAGAAGUCAAAGCCACCAGAAAAGCGAUGUCCUCGGAGCCAUCUUGCCGCACAGCCGCAUUACAGGCUGUGCUUGGGUGACAUGCCGUUUGUUGCUGGGAAGUCCACCAGCCCCAGCCACGCCGUGGUGGCCAACGUCCAGCACGUCCUGCACCUGAUGAAGCAGCACAGCAAAGCCCUGUGCAACGACCGCGUGGUCAGCAGCGUCCCCCUGGCCAGGCAAGCACCCUCGCGGAGCAGCAAGAACAAGAAGUCGGUGACGCCGCCUCCCUCCAGCAGCACCAGCGAGGAGCUGUCCGAGGUCUUGCAAACGCUGCAGGAUGAAUUUGGGCAAAUGAGCUUCGAUCACCAACAGCUUGCCAAGCUCAUCCAGGAGUCCCCGACGGUGGAGCUGAAAGACAACUUAGAGUGUGAGCUGGAGGCGCUAGUGGGGCGGAUGGAAGCAAAGGCCGGUCAAAUAACUAAAGUUCGAAAAUAUCAAGCUCAGCUGGAGAAACAGAAGGCAGAGAAGCAGAAGAAGGAAUUGAAAAGCACCAAAAAGACUCUUGAUGAAGAAGGAAACAGCAGCAGCCGGUCCUCUGGAAUCACAGGGUCCACAAACAAGAAGGACGUCGCCAAACUGCGACCCGGAGAAAAAAGCAGGAAGAACCUCCAGUUGCUGAAGGAAAUGCAAACCAUCCAGAGUUCGCUGCAAAGCGACAGCGUGUGCUGGGAUUACUAACUGGCACCAGGCUGUGAAUUUCAUCCAGAUAACCUGUAACCUCAGUGAAUCACAUGUUGGCAAUUUUCUCCCCAGGUCCCAGGCCCUCUCGUGUUGGAACUAAUGGCGCAGGUGUCCAGGCCCGCACAGUUGCACGGCAGCCCCCGCCCGGCACGGCCCCGCGCGGCCAGGGCCAGGGCCAGGGGAGCUGUCAGGGAGAAGCUGCCACCUAGACUGUUUGCGUCCCGUGAAUUUGCUGUUCUGGAAUAGUGCACUUUGUAAACAGAUGACCAGUUUUUUACUUGUGGGUGUGAUUUUUUACAGUAGUUCUUUAUCUAAAUAAAAUUAGGUUUUAAUUCAGAAAAUCGGAGGCUGUCCCAUAGGCAGAGCUUGCUUGAAAAGUCUAGUUUUAAAUUUCCCUGACAGGCAGGAUUUGCCCUUCUCCCCUUUCCAGCACAACUGUCAGAUACAUUGUUGCAACUGCGGAGGAAGGUCUUCUGUAUAUAAGUAUUUAUAGCUAUUUAAGGGGGUUAUUUUGUUUCACUUUUUGACAUCAAUCAGCUAUUAAGUGUACUUAUAUUGAUUUUUAAUCCACUGUUUUAGAGACCCAAGCACUCAUUUCAAGUCAAUUAAUUGUAAAGAUUAGAAAAGCGCUUUUAAAGGCUAAACAGAUUGUUAAUGAAGUAAAUGGAAUUCUGGAAUGGAAGGGGAGGUGCUGUGACGCAUAUGCAUUUGCUGUUUUUAAGUGACGCCUGUGUGUAAUCAUGCUGCCAGCCCAGGCCUUGCAGCUGUACUGUGAACGCGCAGGACCCCUCAGCGCGCCCUCGCUGGCGUGCAGUGCGAGUGUGCCACCGGCUGUACGCGUGCGGCCGGCACGCUCACGGAAGCUGUGAUUGUGAGUAGAUCAAGACAUCAACUUUUUAUAAAUUGCCACUGAAGUCAAUAAAGCAGAUUUUUUUUAAGGAAAUAAUGGAAUCUUGU
Messenger RNA from Talpa occidentalis (Iberian mole), 2477 nucleotides. It is a transcript of the gene CEP57, whose product is annotated as centrosomal protein 57. The coding region runs from base 18 to 1517 and encodes 499 amino acids. NCBI's taxonomy places the organism in Eukaryota, Metazoa, Chordata, Mammalia, Eulipotyphla, Talpidae. The record is from RefSeq and is a predicted model, not a curated record. Gene Ontology annotation, cellular component: centrosome. Gene Ontology annotation, molecular function: identical protein binding; microtubule binding; gamma-tubulin binding. The transcript has 11 exons.